AGGUCUGCGUACAUACUAGCCUCCCUAGAGCCCACGGUAUGGGAUAAUACUGGGUAUCUUGAAUUAAAGCCCCUCUGCUCCUUCAAAAAGUUUCAUUUUAUUUCCUUCUUCUCCAUAUUAACAAUAUUCCAAGUCUUAAUUUUGCAUCCAUUAUUUUCACAAUCUGAUUCUUGACUGAUGGCUUAUACUUCUGUAAUUUCUCUUCUUCAGACUGUUGAGCAACUUCAGCAGAGAAAUCCAAAACUCAUUCAAGGUCAAACUGUUGAAAUGCUCUAUUCUCUUCAUACUACUGCUGAAUAUUUUAAAAAUAUUCUUGAAAAAGUUAGCAAGAGUAGGUUUAAUCUUGAAAAUAUCAAAUCUUUAGAGGAAAAAAUAAGAGUUGCUGUUAAUGAUACAGAAGAUGUUGUUGAGCUGAAAAUUUGUCAAAUCUUUGAAGGCUUAAGCUGGACAGGUGGAAAAGCACGUAAAAGUUUACUGCACAAGGAUUUGUCACCAGUUGUUGAAAAAAUGGAUAUAACAAAGAAAGAAGUAAUGGAUCUUUUUUCUGAUUUUAGCACAAGUACUUAUGAUGCUGGUGAUGAAAUUCUUGAAUCUGGGGAUUCAUUGGUCGACAACAACAACAACAAUAACAAACCCAGUGUAAUCCCACAAAGUAGGAUUUCGGGGGUAAAGUGUACGCAGACCUUACUCCUACCUUGUGAAGGUAAAGAGGCUGUUUCCGAUCGACCCCCGGCUCAAGAUGUGGAUCCAUUGGUUGACAGUUCCUCUAGAAGUAAUCCAAUGAUAAAUUCGGAAGAUGUUAUCGCGCAGGGUCUUGAUGAUGACUUGGAGAUCAUAGUUAAAAGAUUGACAGGACCAGAGUCGGAUUUGGAUAUUGUCACAAUAUCUGGUAUGGGUGGUAUUGGCAAAACAACACUCGCUAAAAAAGCUCAUGAUCAUCUCCCAAUCAGGUAUCAUUUUGACAUUCGUGUUUGGGUUACAAGAUCUCAAGAAUUUCGAAGUAGAAAUGUGUUGUUAGAUGCUUUACAAUGCAUUUCAAAGCAGACAAAUAUUGUCAAAAGAGAAGAUUAUGAUAAGGAGGAUGACAGUUAUGAUAAGGAGGAUGACAGUGAGUUAGCCGAUCUGGUGCAGAAAAUUCUAAAGGGACGAAGAUACCUUGUUGUUGUUGAUGAUAUUUGGUGUACGGAUGUUUGGGAUAGUAUAAGAGGAAUAUUUCCGGAUUGCAAUAAUAGGAGUCGGAUCUUAUUGACUACUAGGGAAACAGAGGUAGCAGUAUAUGCAAAUCCUAGCAGCCCUCAUGAGAUGAAUCUCCUGAAUUUAGAUAAUAGCUGGAAGUUACUUCGUGAUAAGGUGUUUGGACCAGAACAUGUUCGUCCUCUUGAGUUGGAAGCGAUUGGAAAGCAAAUAGCGGAGAAAUGCCAAGGACUACCCUUAACAAUUUCAGUGAUUGCGGGACAUCUCUCUAAAAUAGCCAGGACAUUAGAGAGUUGGACGGAUGUCGCCCAAACCUUAAGUGAAAUCAUUGCUAGUCAUUCAGAUAAAUGCUUAGGAGUGCUCGGUUUGAGUUACCACCACUUGCCUAAUCACCUCAAACCUUGCUUUCUUUCUAUGGGUAGUUUUCCCGAGGAUUUCCAUGUCGAGACUUGUCAAUUAAUCCAAUUAUGGAUCGCGGAAGGUUUCAUAAGGACGUCUGGAAGUGGUAAAAGCUUGGAGAAAGUGGCAGAAGAUUAUUUGGAGGAUCUUAUCAGCAGGAACUUGAUAAUGGCUAGAAAAAGGAGAUUCAAUGGCGAGAUAAAAGCAUGUGGAAUACAUGAUUUACUGCAUGAAUUCUGUUUGAUAGAAGCUGAAAUGACAAAGUUUAUGCAUGUUGCGAGAACUGACCCUAUUCGUGUAACACAAAAACAUAAUGUUCGUCGCUUUAGUUUUCAAACCCCAUCUUAUUCAGUUUACAACUAUUCCAAAGUAUUACCCCAUGUUUCCAGAUCUAUCUAUUUAUUCUCUGGAUUAACAGGACUUGAAGUUUUCUCCCGUUUCAACCUUUUGAGGGUAUUGCACAUCUUCCAUGAAGAUGAAAGGUUCGAUUCAUUUCCACUUGCGAUUACAAAGUUAUUUCAUUUGAGAUAUCUUGCAGUUGGAUUUUAUGGUAGUGUUCCAACAUCAAUCUCAGAGCUUCAGAAUUUGCAAACUCUAAUUACUCAUGGGAAAAACUAUAGAAAUAUCACUUUACCAGGGAAGAUAUGGACGAUGACGAACUUGAGGCUUAUGCAUCUGGGGAGUAACAGUUAUUUCCCCAGGCCUAGAAGAAAAGGUAUUCCAAAUAAGCAUAAUGUCAUAGAGAUGCCAAAUUUAGAGGAACUAUUUGGUCUUUGUUCUACAAGUUGUUCAAAUGAAGUCUUUUCUGGCAUUCCAAAUCUGAAGAAAUUAAUCAUCUAUUAUGCUUCAUUUAGAACAAACAAUAUGGCCAAACGCUUCAUUGAUAUGUCAUGUUUGACAAAACUCGAAGCAUUGAAAUGUUUGAGGGGAGAUUAUUCGCCUUACUCAAUCAAGAGUUUUCGUUUCCCAGCAUCGCUUAAGAGGUUGACUUUAACCGGGUGGUUUGAAUUUCCUUGGGAAGACAUAUCAACUCUUGUCAUGUUGCCGUAUCUUGAAGAGCUCAAACUUAAACGUUGGGUAGUCGGAGAUGAAGUAUGGAGAUUGAGUAACGAAGAAAAGUUCGAAAACCUGAAUUUUUUGUUGUUUUGCCAGUUAGAUUUUCGGCGUUGGGAAGCUAGCAGUGAUAGCUUCCCUAAUCUAAAACGCCUUGUUCUGAACCAUUGCCCCCACCUAGAAGAAAUUCCAACAGAUUUUGGGGAAAUUUGUACGUUGGAGUCGAUUGAAUUGCAUAAUUGCAGCACAUCUGCUGAGGAUUCUGCAAGAAAUAUUGAACAAGAACAAGAGGACAUGGGAAAUAAUUGCCUUAAGGUCUACAUCCAUAGAACUCAACCUAAGUUUUAGAUCUCCAAAAAACAUCGGAAACAGUCUCUCUGCCCUUCCAGGGUAGGGGUAAGGCUGCGUACAUACUACCCUCUCCAGACCCCACUUGUGGGAUUGUACUGGGUUGUUGUUGUUGUUGAUUGAGUUGAUUUUGUAUCUCUUCAACUAGCUGUUUCUCAAUCAUAUUCCCUAUCUUGGAAGUAGUAUUUGUGAUUAAAAUUGUCCUCUUUGUGCUCUAGUUGUAUAAUUCAUACUAUAUUAUAUUGUGAUAUUAUGCA
Molecule: messenger RNA, 3251 nt
Organism: Nicotiana attenuata
Lineage: Eukaryota; Viridiplantae; Streptophyta; Magnoliopsida; Solanales; Solanaceae
Product: putative late blight resistance protein homolog R1B-17
Exons: 1
Coding region: 178-2994 (938 amino acids)
Biological process (GO): defense response to other organism
Molecular function (GO): ADP binding
Source: RefSeq, a predicted model, not a curated record